Lasiosphaeria miniovina is the source of this 735-nucleotide messenger RNA. RefSeq lists its product as uncharacterized. NCBI's taxonomy places the organism in Eukaryota, Fungi, Ascomycota, Sordariomycetes, Sordariales, Lasiosphaeriaceae. The record is from RefSeq and is a predicted model, not a curated record. Bases 485 to 715 code for a protein of 76 amino acids. The transcript is spliced from 2 exons.
UUUUCUAGGCUUCUCGUCAAGGCGAACCGCCUCGCUGACGAUGACGGGAAGACGCUUGGACUAGUUCUAGAGCGGCCCCCGGGCCCAAGAUUGCCAGCCGCCAGGGGUCGAACAUUUACAUGGCGGGACUGAAUCUAUAAAGCGGCGAUCAGCUGUACCAGAUCGACAGCUCCACAACUCCAGCAUCCAACUCUGUCCCUCCUUCGAAUUGAAGUUCAACGCCAUUCUCGCCGGCACUCUACCACUUGCUACGCUAGUCAGCGCCUCUCCAGCCCAAGACCCUCAGGCUGUUGCCGCUCGGCGCAUCAUCGAGCUGCAGGCGCAGUACUAGACCAACAUCCUCAACUCCAUCAAGAACAACCCCAGGUCGAAAUGCACGCCUGAGAAGCUGAUCCGCCGCAAGGAAUGGCCGCAAGGAAUGGUACACAUGCAUCCCCUUUCCCGUUCCCCAAAACGCCAUCACUAAUCCCAUCUCAGGGGCGCCAUGCCCAAGAAAGAGCGCCCCAGUUACGUCAACGCCGUGACGUGCCCCGCGAAUAAGCCAGCGCAGAGCGACGUCUCUGUGGUGCCCGGCGCGCGCGGCCGGUACGACGACUUCGUGGCGCUGCACCUGCUAAAAACACCCUUCGCACCCUUCGUGCACGGCAAAGGCCGCUUCCUGGGCUUCCACCGGGCAGCCGUACUAGGACUAGACGCUGUCCUACAAGGACCCUAACACGGCGAGCAUCUUCGACG